This is a messenger RNA of Prionailurus viverrinus (fishing cat), 2470 nucleotides long. It is a transcript of the gene CD5, whose product is annotated as CD5 molecule. Gene Ontology annotation, cellular component: plasma membrane. NCBI's taxonomy places the organism in Eukaryota, Metazoa, Chordata, Mammalia, Carnivora, Felidae. Bases 582 to 2066 code for a protein of 494 amino acids. The record is from RefSeq and is a predicted model, not a curated record. The transcript has 10 exons. Gene Ontology annotation, biological process: T cell costimulation.
GGGGGACCUGCCAGGGUGAACCCCACCCUGCAGAGGGAGCGAGCCCCAGCACACACACACACACACACACACACACACACACACACUUAGAUGCCCAUGUGCGGAUGGAUGCCCUCGAUGGCCGUAAGGCACCAUACAAAAUGCCAGUCCUCAUGAUAAUUAUCAUUAUAACCCACUCACCAUGCAGAGAAAACAUACUGGCCCAUAAAUGCACCCUGCAGAGUCCUGUUUCCUUCUCAGUCCUGCCGGAUCUCCCUGGUCAAAUGUAUUUGCAGCCGAGGCCGCACAGAAAGGCGGCACAAGAUUGUAAAGCAGGUCGAAUGCCCUGCCUUCGAGGUUGGACUUUAAGAGGCUAGUGUAUCCCAAACAAGGUUCCAUGGAACGUGUUGGAUACAAGGUAGGCAACAUCAUGUCACUCACUGGAGACUGAACCAGUGUGCCGGCUAGGAAAGCCCCUGAGAAGUCCUGCAGGGAAGAAACCUGUUAAAUGUUUUUGUUUUUGUUUUUUAACUCAGCAGUUCUCAGAUUCACUUCGCCCCAGACCUCACGCUUUCACAUCUCCUAAGAUCACAUCAUGCUGAAUGUAUUUUGGGAGAAACGUGGCUAGAGUCUCGCGAAGCCACGUGCAACCAGAAGGGGCCGCAGGGGCCUUGGCGGGCCUACAGAGGCAUCCUAGCUGGCUCCGGGUGAGACUGACACGCUCCAACUCGCACUGCCAGGGCCAGCUGGAGGUCUCCUUCACGAACAGCGAACCAUGGCGCACGGUGUCUAGCCGGAGCUGGGGGAAGAACCUGAACCACUGGGAGGACCCCAAGCAGGCCUCAAAUCUCUGCCGCCUGCUGUCCUGCGGAGAGGCCGUGGCCUUUGCCCACUUCCCUUACUUCAACAGUCCCAAGAACCAGAUCACCUGCCACGGACUCGUGGGGUCCUUCUCCAACUGCAGCUUCAGCAACGCAAACCAGAGGGACCCUCUGGGCCUGAUCUGCCUGGAGCCGCCCAGGACAGCACCUCCUCCCACGACCCCCCCACCCACAACCACUCCUCAGCCCACAGCCCCUCCCAGGCUGCAGCUGGUGGCAGGGCCCGGGGGCCUGCGGUGUGCCGGCGUCGUGGAGUUCUACUGGGGCAGCCGGGGUGGUGCCAUCAGCUACGAGGCGCAGGACAAGACCCAGGACCUGGAGAACCGUAUCUGUGAGGCCCUCCAGUGUGGCUCCUUCCUGAAGCAUCUGCCAGAGGAGGACACCGUCAGGGCCCAAGACCCAGAGGAGAGCAGGCCCUUGCCAAUUCGAUGGAAGAUCCAGAACACGAGCUGUGCCUCCCUGGAGCAGUGCUUCAGUAAAGUCCAGCCCCGUGAGGGCGGCCAAGCUCUGGCCAUCGUCUGUUCUGAUUUCCAGCCCAAGGUGCAGAGCCGCCUGGUGGGACGCCGCAGCCUGUGUGAGGGGUCCGUGGAGGUGCGCCAGGGCAAGCAGUGGGAAGUCCUGUGCGACAGCCCCCGGCCCAAGGGCACGGCGCGGUGGGAGGAGGUGUGCCAGGAGCUGCAGUGCGGCAGCGUCGACUCCUACCGGGUGCUGGAUGCCAUCGAGACCUCCCAUGGGCUCUUCUGUCCCCAGGAGAAGCUGUCCCAGUGCUAUCAGCUUCAAGAGAAAAAAGCCUACUGUAGGAGGGUGUUUGUCACAUGCCAUGACCCAAACCCAGCAGGCCCGGGCGCAGGCACCGUGAUGAGCAUCAUCCUGGGCCUUGUGCUCCUGGCCGUGCUGCUGGUCGUGUGCGGCCCUCAUGCCUACCGAAAACUGGUGAAGAAAUUCCGCCAGAAGAAGCAACGCCAGUGGAUUGGCCCGACAGGAAUGAACCAGAACAUGUCUUUCCAUCGCAACCACACGGCCACCGUCCGGUCCCAGGUUGAGAACCCCGCAGUGUCACACGUGGAGAAUGAAUACAGUCACCCUCCUAGGAACUCCCACAUCUCUGCUUGCCCAGCUCUGGAAGGGGCCUUGCAUCGUGUUUCCACCCAGCCCGAUAACUCCUCCGACAGUGACUACGAUUUGCACGGGGCUCAGAGGCUGUGAAAGAACCAGCACCAGGCACAGAACGGCAAGAGCCCGGCCUUUUUCCGGAACACUCUGCAUUCGCCCCUUGGAAAUUAUUUCUGCCCCCAAACCAGGAAAGGGACCGAGGCAAGGGUGCCUUCCGACAUGUCCUACGUCCCUGCCGCCGAAUGCCGCGGGAGCCUGGCCCAGUGAGGACCCCCAAAACAGUUCGGCUGCGCCUCUGAGUGCGGAGGCCGUGAAAGGCAGAGCCCAGAGACAGACACGCGGGGAGCAGCGCCGAGAGGAAUCAGUUCUGUCCUCAGACUCUGCCCCCAGUGAGGACAAACAAGGAAGCGCCUCUCUGCCGUGGGGGUGGGGGCUCAGUUCUCCAGUGGAUGUUUAAUAUGUUCUUUGUAAAUAACAGCUUUUCUACUUCCUGAGAA